Molecule: messenger RNA, 2247 nt
Organism: Pseudoliparis swirei
Lineage: Eukaryota; Metazoa; Chordata; Actinopteri; Perciformes; Liparidae
Gene: usb1
Product: U6 snRNA biogenesis 1
Exons: 8
Coding region: 298-1131 (277 amino acids)
Biological process (GO): U6 snRNA 3'-end processing
Cellular component (GO): nucleus
Molecular function (GO): 3'-5'-RNA exonuclease activity
Source: RefSeq, a predicted model, not a curated record
AGUCGGAUAUGUAAAUCAGUAUUGUAUUGGUUAUGUAGUUCCAAUCUAUAUGCUGAAAUCGAAAAACGCUCAAGGAUUCGCGGUUGUUGUUUUUUUAAGGAAAAAAAAGAAAAAAGGAAAACAGCAUCCGCGCAUCGUAACGUGCUUCAUCUGCGGGCAAAGAUCACUGUAAUCAGAGUUGGUUAGCUAGCUAGCUAGUUAGCCUAGCCACAUGCCAACGCUAGCGGGCUAGCCUUAGAACCGCCUCCGAGCUGCAGCGACACCUUUGUGAAGGAGCGGCGUGUAAACAGUUACGAGAUGUUGGUCGGAUACAGCAGCAGCUCGGAGGAGGAAAGCGAGGCGACCGCUGGCCGAAACAAAAGUUGUUCUCGAAAGUGUCAAGAGGAAGAUGGAGGUGACAACGCCAGCUCAGAGAGGAAGAAACCCAGAAUUGAGGAACAACAGGUUGCUAAAACAAGACUGCCUGUUCCUGGCUGCCUGUUGGCCAUGUUUCCAGAGGACUUGAGCUCACAGACCGAGGAGGGCUCUCUUCAUGGUGGACGCCUCCGCUCCUUCAAACACGAGCAAGGCAACUGGGCCACCUAUGUCUAUUUGCCUUACCACCCUGAGGAGGAGUUUGGGGAUCUGUUGGAGGAGCUGCUCUCAUUAGCCGGGGCCCACGGUGUGGAUUGGACCCCACAGGAGGAGUUCCACCUGAGCCUGUCUCAGACGGUUGUGCUCAGACACCACUGGAUCCAGCCCUUCAACCGGAGCCUCCGGGCAGGCCUGGUGCAGAGCAAGAGGUUUGUGUGCUUUGCAGGGAGACUGAAGGUCUAUUGUAACGCUGAGAGGACGAGGACAUUUCUGGGGAUGGAAGUGUGUACUGGGCAGGCUCAGCUGUUGGACCUGGUCAAAGCAGUGGACAGAACAAUGACGGAGUUUCGCCUGGAGACUUUCUAUCAGGAUCCAUCUUUCCAUGUGAGUCUGGCCUGGUGUGUCGGGGACCUGACCAGCCAGAUGAGGGAGUGCAUUCUGGGGAUGCAGAGUCUGAUUGAUGACCAUGAAGACGGACCAUUUCUGCUGAGGUUGGACUGCACGGAGCUGCGCUGCAGGACAGGAAACAAGACCUUCCACUUCCCUGUGCAACCCUGACCACUCUACCUUUACCGCUGUGGGAAUGUUUGUGGUUUAACACACGAGAAUCAAUGUGGAAAAAGUAUUUUUGAAACGACAAUUAAUUGUAUUUUGUUACUGUACAUAAAGUUUCAAAUGGUUUUCUACUAACGCCAAGUGAUCAGUGUUCAAAGACUGUUCAUGAUGGGGUGAUAUACCAAAGCCUCCAACAGGAAGUUGUGGCUGUUAACCAGUAGUGAAACAUCUCAGAGCGCCACAAUUUUCUUCAUUUACUUCGCUGGCAUUAAUACAAAAGGAGGGAAUUGGUCACGUCCGUAAAGAUGACUUGCGUUUAAUCUCAAGACUGAUGUCCUCGAUGUCUUUAAGUGUGAAAAGCUAACGAGAUGAAUUUACUGCAACAGCAAACAAGACACGGGUCAAAAUGUCACAUUUAAAAUACUUUUACUAGAAGGCCGCACAUGUUUAUGACACUUAUGAUAGUUCACAGAUAUGAGGUCUUUGUCUGGCCCCGUGAGGGCUGGAUGGAGCGGUACGAUCACCCAGGGCAGACAUCUGACGACAUGUUUACAAAGACAAGGAGUCGAGUUCAAACCGUUAUACUCCAGUAAAAAAAAGAAAAAAAGUUAACCUUAAAACAAAACUUCCCCUUAUUUGUGUCUGAAAAUGCUCCAGGGCCCCCGUUUCUGGCUUUUUAAAUAAUAAUUUAACAUUGCUUACAAAUGAAGCUACAGCCAAAGUUGACCAUACUCUUGCAAGCCGAUUUUAUGUCUCAUACAUCGGCUAAUCAAUUCACACAUGGGCGCUCAUUCAAAUUUAAAAUGAUUUAGUUUGGAUUCCAAAACAAAGUACAAAAGUAAACAUAGGGCUUUAACCUAAAUUCAAUUUGCGUGAUUUCAACGCGACUAAAAUCAACUUCCAUAUCUCAGGUUUGGUUCUGAAACACACAACACUUGUUAAAAAGCGGAACACGAUUAAAACAAAACCCUCAGAUUAUCAGGGACGUGACAUAAGACAAUGAAAAUAAAAAGGAUAAUUUCACUAGAAAUAAAAUAGUAUUCUGAACCAUGUGACCUGUUGCAUGCGCUGUACUGUUUAGUCAAAAACCAUUUCACAUUAAUAAAAAAAAAGCUCUGA